AUGAGUUUUCUCAAUUUGUGCGGUACUCGAAUCAUUAGAACAAAGGUUGCCAUUCUUGGAAGUGGAAUGGCUGGUAUGGCUGCCGCUCGCACUUUAUCAGAAAAUGGCAUUUCAGAUUUUUUAAUUAUUGAAGCACAAUCAACUCUUGGAGGACGAAUGAAAGAAAUAAAAUUCGGAGGAUAUACUAUUGAAUUAGGUCCUAGUUGGAUUCAAGGUAUACGAAAUAAUGAAACUGGAGAAGAAAAUCCAAUAUGGACAUUGGCAAACAAACACAAACUUAUGAACAUCUACACUGAUUAUGAUGACUUAUUGACUUUUGAUCAAAAUGGUUUUACUAAUUAUUCGAAUAUCGUAAAUCAAGCAUUUGAUAAAUUUGAUCAAGUUGUAGACGAUGCAGCGAAAAGAUUAGCAUUAGGACUGGAAGAUCUGUCAUUCGCACAAGGUCUAAGUCUUCAAGGAUGGAUACCUCAGACACCACACGAAAAAGUAGCCGAUUGGUGGGCAUUUGACUUCGAAUAUGCUGAUACACCAAGUGCAUCGAGCAUGAUUGAGACAUCAAUCCAUACUAAGACAAGUUAUGCUCGAUGGUCGGAAGAUAAUCAUUUCGUUAUAGACGAACGAGGAUACGGAACAUUAGUACGUGAGGAAGCUAAAACUUUUACGAAUGAAAAAAACAUUCUCUACAAUAGUACCGUUACAAAAGUGAAAUAUUCAAAUCGUUUGGUAAGUAUUACAUUGGAAAACGAUUUGAUCAUUGAGGCUGAUUAUGCUAUCUGCACAUUCUCAAUCGGUGUUCUACAACAUAAUGAUGUUCAAUUUAUGCCAAGAUUUCCAGUAUGGAAACAAGAAUCAAUCUUUACCUUUAAAAUGGCAACUUAUACGAAAAUCUUUCUUCAAUUUUCUCACAAAUUUUGGAAUAACACACAGUCUUUUUUGUAUGCUGAUCCACACCGACGAGGUUACUAUCCACAAUGGCAAUCAUUAAGUGAAGUUGGCUUUUUUCCAGAUAGUAAUAUAAUGUUUGUUACUGUUGUUAAUGAUCAAGCUUAUAUUGUUGAAGAACAAAGUAACAACCAAACAUUGAUGGAAAUUAUGACAGUAUUAAAAUUGAUGUAUGGAAAUGAAAUUCCACAACCCAUUAAUUUCUAUUAUUAUCGAUGGAGUCAAGAUCCAUUAUUUCGUGGUUCGUACAGUAAUUGGCCAGUUGGUACCUCACGUUGUCAACAUGAUAAUCUUCGACGACCAAUUGGACGUCUUCAUUUCACUGGUGAAGUGUAUUCAAAAGAGUAUUAUGGAUCUCUACAAGGUGCAUUUAUGGAAGGUGUGCAAACAGGCAAAAAAGUAGCUGAUUAUCUAUUGGGCAAAAUAUUUACAGAAACUAAUCAGGACUAUUCAUGCAAAUAUAAGUAA
Messenger RNA from Rotaria sp. Silwood2, 1410 nucleotides. NCBI's taxonomy places the organism in Eukaryota, Metazoa, Rotifera, Eurotatoria, Philodinida, Philodinidae. The record is from the annotation of a GenBank genome assembly.